Molecule: messenger RNA, 364 nt
Organism: Racocetra persica
Lineage: Eukaryota; Fungi; Glomeromycota; Glomeromycetes; Diversisporales; Gigasporaceae
Source: the annotation of a GenBank genome assembly
AUGUCUGGAGGAAAUAAUACUACUAAAAAACAACUCAUUGAAAAAAUUGAUGAAUUAACAACAACUCUUUACCGUGAAAUAAUCAACAAAAAUGAAAAAGAAAUUGAAAACUUAAUAUCUACAAAAACAACUAAAAUUGCAAAUUUAAUGUCUAUUAUUGAUAAUCAUGCUAAAGAAAUCGAACGAAUCGAUGAAAUGAGAAAAAAACACGAAUACGAAUACAAUGAAAGAUUGAAAGAAAAAGAUAAAAUUCAUAAACGUGAAAAGGAAGAAAGAGAAAGAACAUAUAAACGGGAAACUGAUCUCUUGCAACAAACCAUCAAUCGUUUAGAACAAACUGUUAAUAAUUUACAAAACCAACUUA